UUUUAAAAAAUCCCACUUGCCUAAACAAUGAAUGAUAGCGAUUGCGUGACUACAUCUACACUAUUAGGAAUUAAAAAUCUUUCCUUUCAAGGAUAAUUUAGGAACAUCUCAAUUAUAUGAAAAAUAAAUAUAUUCCUAUUUUUCGCAGGUAAACAACGAAUGGUGGUGGCAGCGUAAAAGCAAAGGUACUGUAAUGCAAUGUAAAAAAAAUUAAAUUUUUUACAAACUAGUAAUAAUUACGAAAUCAUCCCUUCGGAGUAAAUUUAGGACGUGUGUAGUGUGUGGAAACCAUGUUUUCCAAUUUUUUUCUUUCCGUUCUAAAAAGCAGCAAUAUCUGAAUAUAACCAGCGAUACCUAAUUUUGUGUUGUGUGCCAUGUCAUAUGAAACAAUGUCAUAUGAGCUACCAGCUCAGUCUUCCUUUCUCUCCUCCUGAAACUCAACACCGCCCUGUGGGAGAGACAUUGAGACAUGCUCAGUUAAAUAUUUUAUACUCGUUGAGGUUUACAGCGCACGGCCUAAUAUUGUAAUUUUGACAAUAAACUUUAUAUACCUAUAUUCUAUAUGUACUUGACAUGUAUCAUACCCCAGAAAUGGGGUCAAAGGAUAUGAAAUAAAUAAAUAAAUAAAUUGUUUCCACCCUACUAAUACUGAUGAUGGCAUUAUCGCAUUAUACAUGAAUUGUAAACAUUUGAUUAUUUUUGGAGCUGUACAGAAACUAAACUGGAAUGAGCAUAAGAGCAGUGUGUAAAUGUUGAUUGGCAAUAUCCAUCUUUAUGGAAUGAACUAAAUAGGGAUUAUUUUUAUAUAGUUUAAUUUACAUUACACCAUAUGCAUUUCUAAUCAAAUGUACAAUAUCCCAAAUGAUUUUCAGUUACUUCCUAACCUAUAAAAAUUGCAGAGUUAAAAUUUUAUAAAAUAGGGCUUAAACAUUAAUAGAAUUUUUUUUUUAAAUAUUUUUGCAAUUUCCUUCCAUUCUAUCUAAAAACUAGUUAUUUUUGAGAAGUAAAUGUGGAGAAAAAUUCAUUGUGUAAUUUUUAAAAUUAAAUAAAUCCAUUGAAACAAGGCUUACGACCAGAGCUAAUUACAUUUUUCAAUUAACAAAUUAAAAAAAAACUAAAUACAACCCUGUACUGUAACGAUGUUUCUAAACAUCAUUAAUUUUUACUAGAAAUUAUAGUCUCUUGUAUUUCUGUAAGUGCUUCCUAAAAUCCACUUAAAUACCCAAAUUCCUUUUGACAAUUUUUUUAAAUUACCAGUCAAUUAUAAAAUAUGAAACAAAGCCAACAUAAAAAUGAUCAGAGGAAAGAAGUGGUGCAUACAAAAAUUUACAGAAAACCUAAAUAAAUUUACUUCUGCUAACAUUCUCUCCAUGCAACAUUUCAGACUUGGCUUGUCUCUAAUUCAAUUCAUUGACAUUGUAGAGCACAACAAUUCGAUAUUAAUGGAAUUUACCAUUAAUGCACUAAUAUUACAAUACUAAUAAAAAAAUUUGAGAAAAAAUUAGGACAGCAGCGAUUUCCCGGAAGUAAACCGUAAUCGGGAAGCACAGAGGCAAUUAAUCAUGAACUCUUUCGGACAUGUUCCCGUUAAAUUAGUUGAUAAUGAAGUCGUCAAAAAUUAAGUAGUGUAUUAUUCACCGUUAUUACGAGGAAAAACAAAUUAAGGUGUUUGAAAUUCAAGUGGCCUACUUAAGGAAUUCACUGCGAUAGCCAUAUGUUAUUCGCGCAACAGGCAAUUUUAGCAUUCGAAAUGCAUUCCCUCAUCAUAAUGAAUGAGGCGUAGUCUAUACUUACUUUGAGUUUUCUUUAUUCGCGACUUCUUCAGUGUCAGGUUCCAUCAUUUCAACAGCAGUAUUAUCACUCAUUUUGCAAGGCGUAAAGUUAUUGCUGCAGUGGGAAACGUGAGUGUGAAAACGACAAUAUUUAAAAACAUUCUUAAAUGAUUUAAAAGGAUAUUUAAAGUAAUACUUGAUUUAUUGUUUGGACAGAGAAGAAGAUUUACGUGUUUUUAGGUUUUCACAUCGACUGCUCUCGUCUGCGUGCGGGGAGUCAGUAAGGUUGGAGACAUGGCUCUAAGCGAGCAGUCUGAGCCGGACGCGUCGGACUUGAAGCUGAUGUUAUAUCGGAACAACCUGAAACAGGCCCUGCUGUCCGCUCGAGGCUUGCUCAAGCCAAACAGCGCCUCUGACGCCCGGUCGGAGCAGGCGGAGUGCAGAGUCCUCAUCGCGGGCGAGGAUGCUGCGACAGAGCGGGAGGGCCAGACUUCCUCCCCGAGAAGCGAGAAAGCACAGACCAAGGACGGUAGCUCUCAAGCGAGGAAACACAGGAGUCAGCGGACCCCUUCAGCCAGGCAUCCGACGUUUGGAACUGCCGCUGCUAAUGGCCACGGUGAUGAAGGUGAAGAUUGUGGCUUCGGUAGCAAAGAAUCCCAUGAUUCGGAAGUCCUUCCACCUUACAGUGCUAUGGAUUUGCGUAAUAAGUAUCGGAAAAAUGUCCAGCAGUUUGCAUGUCUAUACUGUUACGAAACAUUUCGAAAUAGGAUAGCUUUGAAAUUGCACAUGGAUGCUCAUAGUAAGGAUACUUCCUUGAGCUCAACACGUAGUUUUCCGUUGUUGGAUAAAAGCACCCGCAAAAAGAAGAUCUUUUGUGGUAAAACUACUGAAAAUCCAAAGGCUUUGAAAUGUAAUUUCUGCAAGAAAUCGUUUAAGAAUCUAAGCCAACUGUCACGACACAAGGCAACGCUACACGGAAAGGACCAUCUAAAAAAAAAAGCGUUCACUUGUAAGAAAUGUAGCAAAGUUUUCACCACGCAGCAUCGGUUCAGUGUGCACUUGAUGGAACAUGGGUUGAAGUUCAAGUGUGGUAUGUGCGACAUGCGGUUCAAACACCCAAAAGAAUUAUUUUAUCACAAGUCGACGCAUGUAGAUGACGUGAUUCAGUGCAACAUCUGUAAGGAGGUGUUUGGAAGCAAACUCAAACUGGCCAAACAUCUUGAGGUUCACAAUGAGAAAAAGCAAAAGUUAGUUUGUAAAUUUUGCAAAAAAAUCUUUAAACAUGCCAGUGACAUUGUACAACAUGAAACUACUUGCUCCCUGCGAAAAUCCUUUGACUGUGCAGUUUGUGAUGAGAAUUUUGCAUCAAAAAGCGAACUCACUACUCAUCUCGAACAUCACAUGCAAAAUGAAGAUGGCAAGGAGGAAUUCAAAUGUGAGAUUUGCAGAAGAACUUUCAAGUUUAUCAAACAUUUUACGAGACACAAAAAGUGGUCAAACUGCCAGAAUGUUAUUCCAGGCAAGGAUGGUUCGGGAGACCGUCCAUUACCAAACUCGGGUUUAAAAGAGGCCCCUUGCCACGAGAUUGAUGAAUUUAAACAAGAAGACAUUUAUGUUACAGAAAAACUGAUUGAUUGUGGACCGAAUGAGUUGCUGACUCCGCUGAAAGCAAAUCCGGCAGACAGCGUCGUGAAGAUGGAAGAUAAUGGCGUUGCAGCAGUGGAGUUGCAAACGUCCAAGGCAGAACCGAGCUGUGACGGCAGUGAGACCACGAAUGAGCCGAGCGAUACUUUGUGCUGUGGUGUGUGCGAUGAGAUCUUUGUAUCAAAGGAACUGCUUCAUAACCACCAAGAAGAACACAAGAACUCUGAGUUCCAGUGUACCGAGUGCUCGGCUGUUUUUUCAACCGACUCCAAACGGUACAAGCAUUUAUACCAGGCGCACUACACUAUCAUUUGAGAAAAACUUAUUAAAUUGGUAGUGCAUUAGAGCUGAAAUGACUUUGCCCUUAUAAGGGACAAGGGUCACAGUAAUUCUUAAACCUUCUCUAUGAUCCUAAAAUAGCAUAAAAUAUUAGCUUUUAUGAAAUUAGAAGUCAAUUGGGAAUAUUUUUUCAUAGCGUGUUAUUGAAUUGCUCAAAUUCUAAGCUUUUUAUUUAAUGGGCAUUUUUUUAGACUAUUUUUUUAUUUAAAAAAAAUAUAUUUCAGAAAGGUGGUUAAUUAUCUAUUGAUAAAACAAUAUUUCAUUUAUUGAUUUUUAAAAGAUGGUUGGUUUUGUUUUAAUUUAUUUUACAUAAAUUUUAUUAUAAUUAUAUAUUUAUUGUGUAUAACCAUAUAUUUACAUAACUUUGGUAUAUAUGUGUUUUUUAAGUAUUGAUGUAAAUGCCAAAGGUAUAAAUGUAAAAAUGUUGGUGUAUUUGAUAUUUUUAAAAAAAAGUUCUUUGAAUUUUAAUCAUGUAUUUUAGUAAUAUGUGUUAUGUUUAGUGUGUAUCAAAUCAAAGUAUAUAUCAUUAUGUAAUUUAAAUGUACUUAUUAUGUUACUAAAGACCAAGAAAGCCA
Messenger RNA from Bacillus rossius redtenbacheri, 4330 nucleotides. RefSeq names its product putative zinc finger protein 840. Lineage: Eukaryota; Metazoa; Arthropoda; Insecta; Phasmatodea; Bacillidae. The record is from RefSeq and is a predicted model, not a curated record. Bases 2067 to 3731 code for a protein of 554 amino acids. The transcript is spliced from 3 exons.